Rasamsonia emersonii CBS 393.64 is the source of this 1977-nucleotide messenger RNA. RefSeq lists its product as uncharacterized. Lineage: Eukaryota; Fungi; Ascomycota; Eurotiomycetes; Eurotiales; Trichocomaceae. The transcript has 2 exons. The record is from RefSeq and is a predicted model, not a curated record. The coding region runs from base 1 to 1977 and encodes 658 amino acids.
AUGUCUGCGAAUCGCGCUCCUGCCGCCAUACCCUACGACCUUCGCAAGAAGCACAUUCCUCGCAUCCCAUCCCCAGCCCCGAACCAGGAUCCCGCUGGCAAUUAUACUCCGAUGGCCGCUGCAAGGAAGAUAAGAAAAAUGAGGCAAAAGAAGGCGUCUGAAGCGUCUAGAGCGUCUGGAGCAAGGAGUUCUGCUGAGAGACCUCAGGCAAAGGCGCCGGCGAGCAAAAACGCUCAUGCAGCACCUGUUGGUGACGCGUCUGACGAUGCCCCGGUCGAUACUCCUGCCAAUGCUCCUGACGAAGUAUCCGAUUUGCAGGAAUCCGUUGAUAAUGAGUCCCCUCGUGAGCCUCCUGCUGAGGACGAGGAAGAGGAAGCUGCCAGAGCGCUUUAUACCACCAAAGAACGCUUUAAGAAGCUCGUAUACAAGAGACGCGUGGAGGAAGCCCGUCGCAGGUUGCAAGAAGCCGAGGAGGACACCUAUAUUCCGACAUCGGAUAUAGAAGAAGAGAUGGAUGAGCUCCUACGCGCUGCUGACUACCCUGUGGCCUUAUAUCUACGCAUAUAUCUCAAUAAGACGUUGGUUGUUCGCAAGGCUCUGCCUGAUUCUACUCGCCGUACGCUCGAUAUUGCAGAUAUUGAAGAGAUCUUUCUACAGUCGCUUCAGCCAUUCGUUAAGGACGAAGAUUAUGAAGUUAUUAGCCGUACAGCAAUCGUGAGACUGGCGACUGGCCGUGGAGGAUCAAAAGCUCACGAUAUCGACGAUUUUACCAAUGCCGAAGCGGAGCAGAUCCUUGCUCUACUGGAUAGGCAACAUAAGACCUUCCCAAGAAGCCAAAUACAGCUUCAUUUUGAAAUCAAAGUGGUCUGUGAAGCCUUGCAAGGAAAUAAAAAGAAGUCAAGACAAUCCUCUCAGCCUCCAAAGCAGUCAACCACCGAUGAAGCUUCUUCUCCUAUAUCAAGCUCUCCUCCGGUUGCUUCAACGCGUUCUAAUCGUACUGGCAGGCUGUUGGAGCAACAUUCUCGUCGCCUAGAAUCCAUACGGAUUGCAGGAGAUUUUCAACGUCAGUUGAUGGAGCGAUACCGCUGUCUUGACGACAAUUGUACAAACAAAAAUAAUUACUGUUUCCCUGAUCCUACAGAUCCAAAUCUCCAUUAUAAUAUUACCGCUGCUCAGCACGAGAUGUGGGCAAAUUCGAUUGCAAGUGGAGAAGCGACGCUCCAACAGCCUCCCUACAAGCUUAUUCGGUAUUGGGAGAGGGAACAGGGCCCUAUAACUCGUCAAUCUCGUCAGCCUUUUAAAGCAGUCUUCCCUACAGCAAACCAAGACAGCAAUGGAGCGCCUAAUGGAGAUGCAACAGCAGAUGCAGAACAGAUGUUGCAGGCCCGGAUGAUGGAUCAAUUAGAGGCAAUGGAGGAGAAACAAGAGCGUCGAGAGGAGCGCAAUGAACGCCGUCAGAUGCAACGGGAACAGCGUGAGUUAUUGCUUCAACAACAGCAGUUAUUGCUGCAGCCUCAUUUACAGUCUCUAUAUAACCCUUUACGUCCCUUAUUAGGAAGACAGGAUCCUCCUAAUCUGUCCGCUCCCUUGCGUGAAUCAACACCAGUUCGACCCAAAUCUUCUAGUCCGAUUGAUGCCAACGAAGACGAUGCCGAUAUACUUGCUGCAUUCUUUGACUGGAAGAUUAAUAAUACUAAGAAUCCUGAGAGGAAGGCCAAAUGGGAACAUGCCAAGCAGACUGUUAUGGCCAAUGACUGGUCUAUACAGGAACUGCAACAAAUGGAGGAUGGGUCUUGUGCGAUGUAUCAACGCGCAAUAAAAGCAGGUAUCUCGGACGGCUUUGCUCGCGGUUUCAAAUCUGAAUUACACAAAUUUAAAGAUUACUAUCGCCAUCUAAAAGAGGAAACGAAGGCAGCUAUGGCGCUCGAUCAGUUGGUUCAGGGAGGAGGCGGUUUUAUACCAGGUGAUACAUUCUGA